Molecule: messenger RNA, 1132 nt
Organism: Toxorhynchites rutilus septentrionalis
Lineage: Eukaryota; Metazoa; Arthropoda; Insecta; Diptera; Culicidae
Exons: 2
Coding region: 145-1014 (289 amino acids)
Biological process (GO): regulation of transcription by RNA polymerase II
Cellular component (GO): nucleus; transcription regulator complex
Molecular function (GO): DNA binding
Source: RefSeq, a predicted model, not a curated record
CCGUUGCGCUAGUUGAAUGAACAUUAAGCAGUCCCCCAGGUCGCGAAUAUCUGCACAUCCGACACACAAAAAGGGGCUUCUAAUUUUAGCAUUUUUAGUUCAGUUUUCACGUCGCCUUACCGCGCGUCUAGUUGCGAAUCGGUAAUGGAUUCGAUAAGUGCUGAAACGAGAAGCGAAAUCGCCGAGAAGCUGUGGAUGCGUAUGCCCCGGAUUAGUCCGGGACCGAUAACCAGCUUCGGCAUCGACGAUUUUAUCAGUCUCGUCAGACGCUAUCCCAUCAUUUACAAUCGGCUUGAUAAGCACAACAAGCAGGAGUAUGCCGAUACGUGGGAUCGGCUGGAAGCCAUACUGAAAACGCCGAAGAAAUUUUUGAUGAUGAAAUGGAAAGGAUUGCGGGACAAUUUUAGGGUGGAGUUGAAGAAGGAAUUCUACUCUCCGCCGGAUAAUCGCUAUGUGUCCAAGUGGGUGCACUAUAAGAAGAUGUCCUUCCUCAAGGAACAAGUUUUGCUUACAUUGGAUCAGAGAUCGGACAGUGAUAACAAUGAUGAAGUCAACAUUAUGCAGUUUGUGCAGAGCGUCACGCAGGAGGAACCUACGGAUGGGGAGAGACGGAACAGUGAAGAACAUGCCUACGCCAACAGCGACAUAGAUCCUCGUGAAUUCAUGGCCGUCAAAGAAGAACACGAGGCAUCCAACGAUGUGGAGUUUAGCUUCAAUCACUUCCACGAACCGGAAGAAAUUGUCAAAAGGUCGAAUAAACUUCCGGAAGUAACGAUCACCCCGACCAUAGCUACCGCCGCAACGAAUCGCCAACAGCCCUGCAUAUUGCCGGCGCGGGUAGUUCCAUCCCGGUCCUGUGGCGCUGCGUAUGACGACGAUUAUCACUUUCUGAUGAGCAUUCAUCCCUACUUGAAACAGUUACCUCUGCCGGUGAAACUGAAGGUGCGUCUCCAGAUGCAGCAGUUUUUGUUCAGCGAACUCAUGAAGCAACCGAUUGCCGAUGAAGAAGAUUGAAGCGCGAAGCGUGUCUUACUAUAUUUUUAAGUAAUUUGUUCAAUUGAAUUGAGCACUAUUGUAGCUUUGUUGAUCUCAUAAUUUGGAUAAAUAAAUGGUAUAAGAAUUCAAUCUUAGU